Molecule: messenger RNA, 2982 nt
Organism: Impatiens glandulifera
Lineage: Eukaryota; Viridiplantae; Streptophyta; Magnoliopsida; Ericales; Balsaminaceae
Product: heat shock 70 kDa protein 14-like
Exons: 10
Coding region: 198-2732 (844 amino acids)
Biological process (GO): protein folding
Cellular component (GO): nucleus; cytosol
Molecular function (GO): ATP binding; ATP-dependent protein folding chaperone
Source: RefSeq, a predicted model, not a curated record
UCGGAUUCGGCUUCAAAACCCCUCCCCGCAGAACCCUCCAUUUCCUCUUUUCUAUUUAAACUAGUUUUUUCUCUCUUCUGCAAUUUCCUUCGGCCCAUUCGUCUUCUUUCCUCUGUAGUCUUCUCAAGUCGACUUCUUUUCAUCUGUCAAGGUGAGUGGGUUUGUGUGCUUUGAUCCAUAAAACCUAAUUUGCAAGGAUGAGUGUGGUUGGAUUUGACUUUGGGAAUGAGAGCGGUGUUGUUGGUGUUGCAAGGCAGAGAGGAAUUGAUGUGGUGCUCAAUGACGAGUCCAAUCGGGAGACUCCGGCAAUUGUUUGUUUUGGUGAAAAACAGAGAUUCCUUGGGACUGCUGGGGCUGCAGUUAGCAUGACGAAUCCUAAAAAUACUAUUUCUCAGAUAAAGCGACUCAUUGGACGCAAAUAUUCAGAUCCUGAGCUCCAACUGGAUUUGAAGGCCUUGCCGUUUUCUGUAACUGAAGGGCCUGAUGGGUACCCGUUAAUUGAAGUGAGGUAUUUAGGUGAAUCUAAAACAUUUACACCAACACAAAUAUUGGGAAUGGUACUUACAGAUCUUAAGAGAAUUGCUCAGAAAAACUUGAAUUCCGCUGUGGUUGAUUGUUGCAUCGGUAUCCCAGUAUACUUCACUGACCUUCAAAGGAGGGCUGUUAUUGACGCUGCUAAAAUCGCAGGUCUCCACCCACUUCGAUUAAUUCACGAAACAACUGCAACAGCUUUGGCUUAUGGAAUUUAUAAGACUGAUCUACCUGAGAAUGACCAACUGAAUGUUGCAUUUGUUGACAUUGGGCAUGCCAGUAUGCAAGUUUGUAUUGCUGGUUUCAAGAAAGGACAGCUCAAGAUAUUAGCUCACUCUUUCGACAGGUCACUGGGUGGUAGAGAUUUUGAUGAAAUACUCUUCCAGCAUUUUGCUGCCAAGUUUAAAGAAGAAUACAAGAUUGAUGUUUUCCAAAAUGCUAGAGCUUCCAUCCGUCUCAGGACUGCUUGUGAGAAGCUGAAGAAAAUACUCAGUGCAAAUCCGCAGGCUCCCCUGAACAUUGAGUGCUUAAUGGACGAGAAAGAUGUCAAAGGUUACAUUACAAGGGAGGAGUUUGAGCAGAUAAGCAGUUCAAUUUUGGAUCGUGUCAAGGAGCCUCUGGUGAAGGCUUUAGCGGAAGCUGGCUUAACCAUUGAGAAUAUUCAUGCAGUUGAGGUGGUGGGUUCCGGUUCUCGUGUACCUUCCAUAAUGAGGAUACUGGCAGAAUUUUUUGGGAAGGAACCUCGUCGUACAAUGAAUGCAAGUGAGUGUGUUGCUAAAGGUACCGCUCUGCAGUGUGCAAUUCUUAGCCCCACAUUUAAAGUGCGAGAAUUCCAGGUCAAUGAGAGCUUCCCUUUUCCAAUUGCAUUGUCUUGGAAGAGUUCAGUUGGUGAUGCUCAAAGUGGAGAUGAAGGUAAAGAGCAAGAACAUAUUGUUUUCCCCAAGGGUAAUCCCAUCCCUAGUGUGAAGGAUCUCAUAAUUUACCAGUCUGCGACCUUUGAGGUUGAUGUUCAUUAUGCUGACGUCAGUGAAUUGAAGGCACCGACUCAGAUCAGUAAAUACACGAUUGGACCUUUCCAAUCAACAAACGGAGAGAAGGCUAAACUUAAGGUCAGGGCACGCCUAAAUCUACAUGGAACUGUUUCUAUUGUUUCUGCAACACUCAUUGAAGAAGAGGUUGAUGUUCCAGUUGUCAAAGAGGAGUCAAUUAAGGAACCUACCAAGUUGGAUACUGAUGAGACUUCUGGUGAUGGGGUCUCACCUGCAAAUGAAACGGACGUAAACAUGGAAGAAACUAAAAGUGCUGAAAAUGGUGUUCCAGAGUCUGGAGAUAAGCCUGUUCAAUCUGAAGCAGACACAAAGGUGAAUGCUCCAAAGAAAAAGUUGAAGAAAACAGAGGUUACUGUAUCUGAGUUAAUUUACGGAGGAAUGGCUACUGAAGAAGUACAGAAGGCAGUGGAAAAGGAGCAUAACAUGGGUUUGCAAGAUCGCCUCAUGGAAGAAACCAAGGACAAAAAGAAUGAAGUGGAGGCCUAUGUUUACGACAUGAGAAAUAAGCUUUCUGACAAGUACCAAGAGUUUGUUACUGAUUCUGAGAGAGAAGAGUUCAGUUCCAAACUACAAGAGGUGGAGGACUGGCUAUAUGAAGAUGGGGAGGAUGAAUCAAAAGAAGUUUACAUUGCAAAACUUGAAGAACUUGGAAAGCAAGGGAAUCCCAUUGAAGCCCGUCACAAGGAGUAUUCAGAGAGGACUAUGAUGGUUGAUCAACUCAUUAAUUACAUCAAGUUCUCCAGAGAGCAAGCAAUGUCAAAUGACCCCAAAUUUGAUCACAUUGAUCUAUCGGAGAAGGAAAAGGUUUUGAAAGAGUGUGUGGAAGUUGAGUCAUGGUUAAGAGAGACACAGCAGCAGCAGGAAGCACUCCCAAAAUUUGCAGCUCCUAUUCUGUUGGCGGCGGAUGUGAAAAAGAAAGGGGAAGAACUAGCUGGAGUUUACCAUUCUAUAUUCUCAAAACCGAAAGCCACUAAGCCUGCUUCUCCUGAGAACCAUUCUCAUGCUCAUGGAGAAAGCUGUUGUCACGAUCACGAUGGUGGGAAUUGUGGGUCGGCUGGAGCUGGAGAAGGAGGUGAAGAAGACGUAGAAGAACAAGUAGCACCAGAAUCUGAUCCCAUGGAAACUGACAAUCACACUGAAACUUCUUCUUGAGGAGGAGGAGGAAGAUGGUUAAGUUUUGGUAAACUGUUUUUAGUAUAUUAUUGAACUCUCUCGUUUGGGCGAAAGAUUGAUUAUCUGUUCGGAUUUUUAUUAUAUUCUUCAAAUAGCGUACUGAAAUCCCAUUUUUUUUGAAAAUUGUUUUUCCUUGGGACUACGGAAGAAGAGAAACAAUAGUGCAAAUUAUAGUUUAUUUAACAGCACCUAUGUUUCCUUUAAUUUUGUAUCAAUCUGGUUUUCUUUU